Molecule: messenger RNA, 1268 nt
Organism: Dendronephthya gigantea
Lineage: Eukaryota; Metazoa; Cnidaria; Anthozoa; Malacalcyonacea; Nephtheidae
Exons: 5
Coding region: 37-1098 (353 amino acids)
Source: RefSeq, a predicted model, not a curated record
AACCAAGAAUGGAAGUUCAAGGAUGUUACACUGAUUAUGAAUGUUGACAAGCCACGUAGUAAUGCUGUAUUCAACAAAUCACGGAUAUUCUUUGCUUCAACUGAAGGCAGUUUCUCGAAAACAUCUCUUCAGUGUUAUCCAAAAGAUUUUCCAUUCAAAAAUGGUCCAUACAACGCAAAUGUAACUUUGCCACUUUGUGAAAAUACGGGGAGUUUUGUAAAAAUGCAGUUAUACUUCAGAAGGAAAUGGUUGCUAAUCACUGAGAUCAGUUUUAAUUCGGAGAGUUGGUCAGAUAACAAGCUGGGGUCACUCAACUGCUCAAAGACAUGCGCGUCAACAACUGCAACACCUGGUCCUGAAGAAAAUUCGACCAAUCAACUUGCAGUUUCCCUCGUGGUUACCAGUGUGGCUGUUAUCGUCGUUCUUCUCAUUAUUAUAUUUUACAAAAGACAGCGUUGGUGUGGCUUAGUCAUUGGAAUGAAAUCAGGACUAAAUACAUCGCAAAGCAAUCAGACACUAGACGACAUAGCAACACCACCGGAUGAGCAAUGUUAUACAAAUAAUAUUGGUCUUGAGCCAUAUGAAGAAAUUCAAAUCUCACAACCACUUCCUUACAUCGAACUUGACAAGAACAGAAAAGAAACAACAGAUGAUGCCAACUGCCAGAAACUAUCGAAGAAUGGUUCGGAUUAUGUAAUACCAAAUAACGGUCACCUUAGGUCGCCUGAUAUGGCAGCGACACAAGACGAACAAUGUUAUGCAAUACCAAAUAAUAUUGUUACUGGACCAUAUGAAAAAAUCGAAAUCUCAAACCCUCCUCCUUUUUACAUCGAACUUGACAAGAAAAGAAAAGAAACAACAGAUGAUGCCAACUGCGAGAAACUAUCAAAGGAUGCUUCUUCGGAUUACGUCAUUCCAAAUGAGGGUCACCCCAAGACACACGAAGAAGUUGCAAAGACAAACUCACUUCCUGGCUACACAAAAUUAGACAACACAAAACGUGACCAUCAAGUUAAUUCUUAUCAAAAAUUAAUUGAUUUUGGGAAGCAACGAAUAGAUAUGACUGCUCCAGGAACUUCAAAUCAAAUUUUAAAUUAAAUUACCUACUUCCAAUUGAUGGUCGCACUAAAAUAUGCAUUUUUGAAACUCUGGUUGUUUCGCACAAACAUAACAAAACGUGCAUGAUAAUAUAAAGAUAUUGCAAAAAUUUAUAAAGAAUAAUGAUAAAGGCGAGUACCUUCUUAAGGUUUAUAGUUUUCAUACCCAAA